Anopheles coustani is the source of this 2881-nucleotide messenger RNA. RefSeq names its product GTP-binding protein Rit2 (gene Ric). Gene Ontology annotation, cellular component: plasma membrane. The transcript is spliced from 3 exons. Gene Ontology annotation, molecular function: calmodulin binding; GTPase activity; GDP binding. NCBI's taxonomy places the organism in Eukaryota, Metazoa, Arthropoda, Insecta, Diptera, Culicidae. Gene Ontology annotation, biological process: Ras protein signal transduction. The record is from RefSeq and is a predicted model, not a curated record. Bases 427 to 1200 code for a protein of 257 amino acids.
CAGUAACGGGAGUGGUCCGCUCGAGAUGUCCUGCUGGCUACAUUUCAAACGCAGAAAGAUGUCGAAAAAGUUGGUGUACUUCGGUCAGUUGUAAACGGUGCUGCCAAGAAUCCUUCUGCUGGCCACGCUCGACACGGCAUGUGUGACCCGUCCUCAAGGGACUGCACAUGAACGGUUUGCCAGGAAGGACAUUUCGGUGAAUACAUGACCACUACCAGCCUGGGUUCGCGAAUUGUAUGAAUCUAUUGUUUUCGGGGCGUGCAGCUGGACGGAAUCUACUUGCCAGUUUCGCUAUUUCUAGUGCUUCCGUAGCGAGACCAGCCGGACGAGUGAUAUAUUGCAGCGUUAUCCCGACCGCUCGUGGCAGUUAGUUUUUCCAGAAGAGCCAACCAACCCACCACUUCAACAGGCAAGCAACCAGCAACCAUGGCGGGUGAUUUUUCUGGCUGUACGGCACGCAAGAAAAACCGGGCCCAAUCCAUCGAAUACAACCCAGUUAAAACGGACGGCAGCGGGGAAAACUCAAAGCAACCAACCAACCCGCUUACGACCCGCAGUGGACUACGGGUGUACAAGAUUGUUAUCCUCGGAGACGGCGGUGUUGGCAAAUCGGCCGUAACGCUCCAGUUCGUGAGUCACAGCUUUCUCGACUAUCACGAUCCAACGAUCGAGGACUCGUACCAGCAGCAGGCCGUCAUUGACGGGGAAGCGGCCCUGCUGGACAUAUUGGACACGGCCGGGCAGGUCGAGUUUACCGCCAUGCGCGACCAGUACAUGCGGUGCGGCGAGGGCUUCAUCAUUUGCUACUCGGUCACGGAUCGGCACAGCUUCCAGGAGGCAUCCGAGUACCGGAAGCUGAUCGCGCGUGUUCGGCUCACGGAGGACAUACCGCUCGUGCUCGUGGCAAACAAGCUGGAUCUGCAGUCGCAGCGCAAGGUGUCGACCGAGGAGGGCCGCAACCUGGCAAAGCAGUUCGGUUGUCCGUUCUACGAAACGUCGGCCGCCUUGAGGCACUACAUUGAUGAGGCGUUUUUCUCCCUGGUGCGGGAAAUACGGCGAAAGGAGGAACAGCGGGCUCUCAACGGGGGCUCCAGUUCGGAAAAGAUACACCCCAGACGGCGCAGCCGAUGGUGGCGAUUACGGUCAAUAUUUGCACUCGUCUUCAGACGUCGCCGCAAUCCCAACGAUACCAACCCAUAGGAAGGCGUGCCGGUGGCAACGGGGAAAGGAGUUGUGCGAAAAUCGAUCCAGCAUAUUUGGGCCAGAGUUUCCAACAGGUUUGCCUUUUUGUUUUCUCCAGUUGGAUAUAUUGUUCGCCACUCCUUUUAGUAGCUGUCCUCCUAUGUGCGUGUAGUGUAUAGGUUGGUUUUGGUAUGGCCAUCCUAUGGCAGUCGAACGUUUAUCGACGAAAUGUCAACUCUCCCAGCGGGCGUCCCGAAUUCUUGUGGUCAAUAACGGACGAAACAGCCAUGAGCUAAAUGUUACCUGUACCCGGGCGUAUAGACUCUUUUCGGGCAGUCGCCACAUUACAGCGUACGACGACAAGGAAUUAACCUAAGCAAAGGCUUUUAACCACAUAGUACAUGUGCCACUUAGUCGCCACUAAGUGUAUCAUCGUGUUUUAGGAGUAUAAUUUAUAGUCGAAGAAAAGGCACCCAAUUUGGUAGGUAACUCGUUCCAUCAUCCACUAUUGUAGGAGAUAAAAAUGUACGGUUCCCGUGGGCCGGGAAGAACAUAAGAAAAAAUGGGAAAUGUAAGAUUUCAUCAAACCAGAUGUAGCAUUAGAAUAGUUGGAUUCUUUAGUACAAGAAUCAUACGUAAUCAUUAGGCGUACUUCUUCCGAACAUCAAUCAACGAAUGGAACUAAUUCUAGUUUAACGGUUAAUUUGUAAGACGAAUGCUUUGCAUUGUGUUUUAACCCGCUCGCGCACAUAGUGCUCAAUAGUUUAUUUUUUAGAGUACGUGGCUGGGAUUCGCCAUCGGAAGUGGAUCGGAAGAGAAUUAGUCGAAUUCAAUACCCUUUUCAUGCUUACAUUACCGUACAAAACAAAAUGAAAAAAGAAAUUAUGGCGUUAAACGUAAAUCAUCCAACAUUUGUGUAGACAUCCGUCGGUGUCUAACAAAAAAGCAUCCAAAGGGGAAAAAAUCAAAAUCAUACAUUUUGCGAAGCAACUACCUGUCCUACACUGACCCAAAGUAUCUGUGAUGUAUGCCAAAACAAUGAAGAAUAUCAUAUUUAUUUCUAUUUUACUCCGUACGUGACGAACACAUCGGUUUGGAGCAACGUUUUACUUUCAUCCCACUUUAUAUAGAACCAGAUUCUCCUUGCAGAGUUGGUUCUGGUUGCGUUACUCUUUCCGUUUCAAGCACUAAAAGUAUUCGGUAUGUGUUCUGAAUGGUUUCGUUCACUACAAAAAUAGAUACUAAUGAACUAUAACUAUAAGAAGAUAAAAAAUAACGCAAUACAUACACAGUACCAAUCAAACCAGAGAAUGAACAACCAGGUUUAAGGCUAUAUAGUGAUAGUCUGUUAUCACACAAUAGAGGAACCACAACUAUCAUAUUCAUAGUACUCAAACAGGGUUACAGGAAAAAAGAAACUUUCACGAAUUAACGUCAUUUAUAAAACAUCAGAGCAGCGUUUUGACGAGAAGGAGAAAACUCGGUAGAUUUACAAUCUGCCAUAACUAUAAACGGGUGAUGUCAGCACAUUAUCAAAAGAAAAGUAUUCAACUCUUAAAGCCAGGGGGAGUUCGGAAGGGGGAAGCAGAAAUAUUAGGAAUUGAUGUAGCAUUUUGCUUUAUACAUUUUUUUUAGCGACUUGGUUUCAAAAUUGUAUUCUUAUGCUGUUGAAAUAUGCAAGAGAUUUCAUACCUCCAAA